This is a messenger RNA of Corapipo altera (White-ruffed manakin), 6469 nucleotides long. It is a transcript of the gene LARP4B, whose product is annotated as La ribonucleoprotein domain family member 4B. Gene Ontology annotation, molecular function: mRNA 3'-UTR binding. The transcript is spliced from 16 exons. The record is from RefSeq and is a predicted model, not a curated record. Gene Ontology annotation, biological process: positive regulation of translation. The coding region runs from base 289 to 2838 and encodes 849 amino acids. NCBI's taxonomy places the organism in Eukaryota, Metazoa, Chordata, Aves, Passeriformes, Pipridae. Gene Ontology annotation, cellular component: cytosol; cytoplasmic stress granule.
AUCCCUGAGAAUCAGCAAGAGGAGGUGUAUUCCAUAGGUAGUGCUGUCAGUUGGAAUGAAUCACUCCAUACAGCUUGUAAUUCUGUGAAGGCUGUGGAUGCUGCUGAAAAGGACCACUACAGCCCUAACUCAGAAAAGGUGAAACACAGUGAUUGUAUUUCCAGUGUCUUAUUAGACACUGGAUUAUGUAAUUCAGGAAAAACUGAGGGAAGUAAUCAUUCUGAUAUUGUACCACUUGGUUUAAGUGGGCGUCCCUCAAGUGUUGUAGAGCAAACAAAUACUAAACAGAUGGUAGAGAACAUGAGGGGUAACUUUAAAUUAUCAUUAGAGUUAUGUGAAAUGGACAAUGUAGAAAAACUUGCUGAAAAAGUCUGCCUUCUAGAGCCAGAAAGUGAAGUAAACUCAAAUGUGGAAAAGAAAACACUUGAAAGAACUCAUGGUGACAGCCAAAUGUUUGCACCAGACUGUAGUGAACAUCACAACAGUUUUGAAGAGUCCUUGAAAGAUGGAGAGAAAUGCACAGGUACAAUUUUGCAUAGCUGUGAAGCUUUGAAUACGACUGAAAUGCACAAAACCUUGGAGGAAAGUUCUGAUUUUCAAACUCAAAUUAAGGGCUGCACUGAAAUCAAGACAUCAGCUGAAGCUGCAGACCAUGGUGGCACAGAGGAAGGUGUCUGUGAGCGUGUCACUGGUGACUUGACUGAGGAAGCUGGUAACUUGAGCAGAAGUAGCCCGUGGGAGUCAACCAAGGUUUCCGAGUUAAACCCUAAUGCAAAGGUGUGGGGAAAUCAUAUGUUACACUUGGAAGCAAGUGGUGCCACUGAUGGUAGUGUGAGCAAAACGUGGGAAGAAAUACCUGACCAGCCUCCAGAUUCUUGUAAAGAAGGACUGGAUGCCAACGGUGAUGGCGACAAAAAGCAUCAGAAUGCAGUGCUGACAGAGCUGCCAGAGCCGUCACCAGCUGUUUCGGUGUCAGACCAGACAGAUAUGAACCCUUUGGCUCUCGAUCAUUCUGAGUAUGAGUCUAUGCAUGAAACCACCCAGACAGGUGGAAAUGAACAGUUGCAGCCAGAAGGUCAGGAAGAUUUACGAGAAUUACUGAAAAAGACACUGGAAUUCUGUUUAUCUAGGGAAAAUCUUGCCAGUGACAUGUACCUUAUAUCACAGAUGGACAGUGAUCAGUAUGUGCCAAUAAUGACAGUAGCAAACCUUGAUCAUGUCAAGAAACUCAGUACUGAUAUGGAUUUGAUUGUUGAAGUGCUGAGAUCGUUGCCUUUAGUUCAAGUGGAUGAGAAGGGGGAAAAAGUUAGGCCAAAUCAGAAUCGCUGUAUUGUGAUUUUACGUGAAGUACCUGAAUCUACUCCCAUUGAAGAGGUUGAAGCACUUUUCAAAGGAGACAAUUUGCCUAAGUUCAUCAACUGUGAGUUUGCCUAUAAUGACAAUUGGUUCAUCACAUUUGAAUCCGAAGCCGAUGCACAGCAGGCUUACAGAUACCUUAGAGAAGAAGUGAAAACUUUCCAAGGAAAACCAAUUAAGGCAAGGAUAAAAGCAAAGGCAAUAGCUAUAAACACAUUUUUGCCAAAGAAUGGAUAUAGACCUCUGGAUAUGAACCUCUACACGCAGCAGCGUUACACAACAUCCUUUUACAUACCUCCAGUAUACAGUCCCCAGCAGCACUUCCCAUUGUACAGCUUAAUUGGCCCACAGACCUGGUCAGCCACACACAGCUACCUUGACCCUUCAUUGGUGACACCAUUUCCAAAUACUGGAUUUAUCAAUGGGUUCACAUCUCCAACCUUCAAGCCUGCUGCUUCUCCAUUGACAACACUCAGACAAUAUCCUCCCAGGAACAGGAAUCCUAGCAAGUCUCAUAUACGACAUACAAUACCCAGUGCAGAGAGGGGACCUGGGCUUCUAGACAGUCCUACAAUAUUCAACUUUUCUGCUGAUCGUUUAAUCAAUGGCGUCAGGAGUCCACAGACGCGGCAGCCGGGACAAAGCAGGACACGGAUGCAGAGUGCUACUACCAGUUACACCAAGAGGGAAGUAGGAACUGGGCGGAUGGAACAGAGCAGCGUUGACUCGUCUCCUGGACUGGGGAGAGGAAGGAAAAACUCAUAUGGCUACCGGAAGAAAAGGGAGGACAAGUUUACAAGAGGCCAAACACAGUCUCCACCACCCGUAAAACCUCCAUCUCCCAGCUUUGAAUUGGGUUUAUCUAGCUUUCCUCCAUUACCCGGGGCUGCUGGCAAUUUGAAGACCGAAGACCUAUUUGAAAACCGACUGUCCAAUGUGGUAAUAGGAACAUCAAAAGAAAGAAACAUUAAUGUGGAUGCAAGUACAAACACUAUUCCGUCAGGAAUUCCUCGAGAGCCGUUGUUACCGGUCUCUUCUACAUUGCCCAGGACCUUUGAAAGGUCUCCUUCGCCACCCCAGUCUUCUGAGGACCCCAAGGUUGUGGAUAAACAGCAGAGAGAGACACAGAGUACAGAAAGACUUUCUUCUUCCUCACUCAGUACUGCAUGUAAAUCGGUACAAGUCAAUGGGGCUGCCAUAGAACUGCGAAAACCUAGUUAUGCGGAAAUUUGCCAGAGAACAACUAAGGAUCCUCCUACAUUGCAACCCCAGAAAGAACAGAAGCCAAACACUGUAGCAUGUGGGAAAGAAGAAAGAAAGCCCACAGAAACAAUAGAGAAAAACAGAGAACCUCCUCCUGCAAAGUCACAUCCUGGACAACCCAAAGACCAGAGGAGACAGUCAGGACGCAGAUCGUCCCCUCCAGCCGUUGGCAAACGCUUAAAUAAAGAACAGAGUACCCCUCCAAAAUCUCCUCAGUGAAACUAACACCUGGGGGGGAUUUGACAAGAGGUCUGCUUCCCACAAAUUAAACCCAUGUUCCCACUAAGAUACCUGAGAAUGAGUUGCUGGUUAGGAGCUUGCAGUGAUACUGGGCAUAUAAUAAUGCCUGCAAGUUAUUUUUCUGUGAAAUACUUUUUCCCCUCUUGAACAAACAUUCUAUUUUUCUGGGUAUUUCUGGAUAGUUGUUCUAAACCUUACAUUUAGAUUGGUGCUUAAUUGGAGGUGAAGCUUAGUGUGAUUUUUUUUUUCCAAGGUGUAAAAUAUUUGUCUUUAAAAAAAAAAAUCAACUUUUUAUUAAGCCUCUCUGUGGCUGUGUGAGUGCAAGCUCUGUAUAGUGAGUUUUUUCUAAACUGUUAAGCAGAAAUGUGCUGCUGCAAUAUUUUUAAUAAACAGGUCUGCAAGUACAUAUCUAAAGUGUCCAAAAGACUGAUAACGGCAGCUAGUGUGUAGAGUGCAAGGAGGUAGAACAUAUUUUACAAAUUAGUAUGUGACCUUGAAGAUUUUUUUUUUUAUUGGGCUGCUGUACUAAGUGUCAGCAAAUGAACUUGCACUUUUAGGUUAAAUGAGUAGCUGUUUCUAGUAUUUUUUAAAAAAAUAAUCUUUUUUUGAUGUUUUGCACACACAAAAUUAAUUCUACGGGGCACCAUAGCAGUCUUUCUAAAAUAUUUCCUUUUUUUGACUUACUGCAAGCAAGUAACCAUCUUCUCACUCCAGAAUAAAACUGAUGUUAUAAUUUGCAAAUACAAAGCACAUUGUGAAUAGAAAGAAUCAAGUCUGUGAGCUUCUAUGAUGGUGAAGCCUGUUAGUGAGUGGAUGUUAUCAGGAGAAAGCAGUGUAGCCUUCUUGUGAUAACUUUAGCUUCCCUGUGCUUGUAAGGGAGUUAACUGAGUCAGCGCUGUAUAUUCUGGUUACCCCUGUGCUCUGUGUAGACUUUUUUUUAAGCUCUGCCCCAAGUGCUCUUUGAAAGAGUUCAUAUCUUAGUCAGCCUUGUGUUGACAUCUUCCUGUAACUACGAGCAUUGGCAUAUGCAUUUAAAUUUUUCAAGACGUGAGAUAGUGGUGUUUGUUUUGUGUGGUGGAGGAAGAGAUCCCUGAUAUUUACCUCUGGGAUGAGGUUUCUCACACUUAUUUACUUUAGAAGUGAUGCGCUUUCUGAAGGACAAGGAUGCACUAAAUUAGCAAGUUUCUAAUAAAGUUGAAUAUAAAUUAUUUUUGUUUUAAGAUGCCUAAAGUUUUUCUUUAAAUGUUUAAAUUGCAGGAAGUUCAGACAAAACUCAUUCCUGCUGACUAUGACAGUACAGUUUAUUCCACAAAAAUGUUUAUUUAAACAACUGAUUUUUUUAAAGAAUUAUUUCCAUCCAAUAUUUAAAGACUUGAAUUUUAUUUAAACUUGAAAAUGACUUUGCCUUAACUUUUGUACAAGACAGCUUAGAGUUAAUGAGGUCUGACCCCGUGGAGGGUUAGCAUGAAUGGAAUACAGAAUUACUCAGUUACAGUAUGUAUCUAUUGUCACUGGUCUUACUGGGUAAACAUACUGUAGUACAGGAACUAGCAGCAGUUUUUGUAAUAUACCUUAAAGAUCUUAAACAGUUGAUCUUUUUCAGAUUGUUGAAAAACCUGUAAAUGCAAAUAGUCAAUACUGUAUUAAAUAUGUGCACUUGGAAGUGUGUGCUUUGCUUGUACAGUUGUAAAUAAUCAGAACAUAUAAAAAGGUACCCUAAAGAAAAAAAUCUGAUAAAAAUUAUUGAUAUUAUAAAUGUUGCUGUUGAGCUGGAUGUAGAUAAACUAAAUGUUGUGGUUUGAAUAUUACUUUAAUUCGUUGUUUUUUCUUUUUCUUAUUUUAUUCUGGUGUGUUGAACUGACUCUGCCUCUUCACUGCAAAAGGGAAAUGGAACGAAAGUCUUAUUUGAAAGCCCUCAAAUGUUUUCCCAAAGUCCCUCUAAAAACAAGCGAUUUAACCAAUUCAAAAGUGUUCUGCAAUGUAAAUAAUGAGUUUCAGCAGUCAAACUGUAAUUUUAAAGUCAUUAAUAAAAAUCAAGUCUAAUUGGGAAAAAACUUGACUGCUGCAAAAAUAUACACUGAAGCUUACUUGUGUGCUUUCAAGAGUAUCAGUGCAUGAUUCACAGAACUGUAAAGUAACUAUAGAAGUUGACUCCUGAUAAAUCUCCUAUUACAAGCAUCGAUUGGUAACUAGUUGACAUUUUAAAAUCCAGCCUGUUGUAUGCUGCAGAAUUGGUCAAAACAGGGCAUGCCGGAGUCUGUUGAUUUUUUUUGUUUGUUUGUUUGUUUGUUUAAGAAGCGCACUUUGUGAAUGCUGUGGGAGGAGAUAAGACCCCGACAACAUCACCAAAACUGCUCAACUAGUUCUGUCAUUGGAUUUAUUGUUUUUAAUACUCUUCUCCUUUCCCCAGCGGCAGUGAACACGGUAGCUAGAUUUGUGUAUGGUUUAGGCCAGCUGUAUGAUUCAUUUUGUUUGUCUGCUGCAAGUGAAAGGCUUUCCAGCUGCAAACAAUCGCGAGUGGUUCCUUACAGCGACUGUGUACGGCUCGUCAUGAUGCUCAGCUGGUACCCGAGGUGAUAUAUUGAGACCAGCAGGGUGUGUUGUGCUGUUCUAAUGUAUUCUGCUGCCAUUUGUGCUAGGUCAAUACACUGUAAUUACUGCUUACCCAGCAACAGUCUGUUGCACCAAAAGUUUAAACCUUCCUCUGACGUGGUUUUUAUAGCUUUUUUAAAAAAAAAAAACAACAACAAGGUGACACGCCAAAUCGCUGUGUAACAUACCAUAGAACUUCUCCUUACUGCAUUUUACUUCAAGAUUUUCUUUUUCUCCCUCCCCCCCCACUCAGUGACAAAAUGGAGUUUUCGGAGUAGAGUUGUGAAGUUGCAUGCAGACUGUUGCUACGAUACAGAGAGAGAUUAAAAUGUGGCUUUUAAAAUGAAAAACCUCCCAAAAGCAGUAGCUGAGUUAAAGGUUCAGGAAUGCAGUAAUGAAAAUUGGCAUUUUUACCUUGUAGGACUGUGUAGUGAUGCUUUUCAUUUUGAAAACGAGUCAAAAUGGGAUCUGAGACUCUCUUUCCAGGAAUUUAAAAAAAAUGAGGGUUGCUUUCAAAACCAAAGGUUGUUUCAGAUCAGUCCCUCACCGUGACACUGUCACUCACAGCUUGCAAAUCUGUGAACAGCGGCAAUUUUUUUUACCUUGCUGCAUUACCCUUCAAAGCCCUGAGCAGUUGGCAUGGAAAAGGCCCUUGUUGGAACAUGGUGCAGUGUAUCACAAGCAACAGCUGACUGUAAUGGUGCACACCUAUCUCUGUAUCUCCUUCAGUAGCUACAGGUAGGGACUUUUGUGCUUUGUAACCAAUUACACUAAUAGCAGCAGACAAUCUGAGAUUCCUAAGGAGACCUAACAGCUGCCAAUUCAUGAAACAGAAGUGUAAUAUGGGAGCCUUUUUGAGGGUUUUUGUUUUUGUUCUUCUUCCAUUAAGACUGGAAUCAAGCUUACAUGUAAACUAUCAGUAAUUUAAGUUUCCUUUUGUGUCAUAAAAUGUAAAACUGUCUAAUUUGAAAAAAAAAAUAUGUAGGUUAUGAAAAAUAAAGAUUUAGGCACUGUUGAA